Messenger RNA from Gossypium arboreum, 735 nucleotides. RefSeq lists its product as uncharacterized. The transcript is spliced from 2 exons. The record is from RefSeq and is a predicted model, not a curated record. NCBI's taxonomy places the organism in Eukaryota, Viridiplantae, Streptophyta, Magnoliopsida, Malvales, Malvaceae. Bases 29 to 520 code for a protein of 163 amino acids.
GAAAAUUCAGAUAUUCGAAUGCUCAAGUAUGAAAACGUUGCUUCCACAUUGGUUGCUUCCAAACCUCCAAAACCUGGAAGAAAUUUAUGUGGAAGAAUGUGAUGAGAUAGUAGAAAUAUUGGGAGCACCAACAUUAGAAGUUGAAGAAAAAGGGAGUGAUGCAUUAAUCAAAUUCCAUCUUCCCAAACUGAGAGAGUUAUACUUGUGGGAAUUACCAAAUUUGAAGAGCAUUUGCAGCAAAAGUGGAGUGAUGGUUUGUGAUUCUCUCCAAGUUAUCGAAUUUGGAAAUUGUGAUAAACUGAAGAGAAUUCCUCCAUUUGUUCCCUUUGUUGGCAAUGGGCAGCCAUUUGCAUAUGCUCCACCUUCUCUUACUAUCAAGUCAAGGAAAGAGUGGUGGGAAUCGUUGGAGUGGGAUGGCCAUCCAAACUUUAAAAAUGUUCUUCGCUUCAACCGUUGGUCGGAGAUUGACUAUAAGGCUAAUAUGUAUAUCAGGAGAUGUAAGUGGCGAAUGAGAGGAUAGUGCAAAAGAGAGGAGAAAAGGAAUGAUGGAAGGAAGAGGUUAAGAGCAUUGAGGCUGAGAGGCUAAGGUAAUAUAAGAAAUCAAACUGCUUCCACUUUUUAAACAUUUUCCCUCUCUUACAAUUCCUUCUAUUCUCUUAUUCUUCUCUAUAUAUAUAUAAUUCCCAAAAUAACCUUUUAAAUUUUCAUAUUUAUAAUUAAAACAUUUAAGUUAUA